Molecule: messenger RNA, 768 nt
Organism: Colletotrichum chrysophilum
Lineage: Eukaryota; Fungi; Ascomycota; Sordariomycetes; Glomerellales; Glomerellaceae
Exons: 2
Coding region: 1-768 (255 amino acids)
Cellular component (GO): cytoplasm
Molecular function (GO): phosphatase activity
Source: RefSeq, a predicted model, not a curated record
AUGCCUGUCCAAAUCCACCUCGUCCGCCACGCCCAGGGCUUCCACAACCUCAAUGUCGAAAACGAGGCCACCCGCGACCCCCUCCUCACAGACAAGGGCAAGCAGCAAUGCGCCGACCUCCGCGCCGCCUUCCCCCACCACUCCAAGCUCACCCACCUCGUGGCCUCGCCGCUGCGCCGCACCCUGCACACCUGCCUCCUUUGCUUCGGCCCCGAGGACGGCCACCUGGGCAAGGUCAUUGCCCUGCCCGAGGUCCAGGAGGUCUCGGAUGCCCCGUGUGACACCGGCUCCGCCGUCUCUGAGAUUGAGGGUGAGUUCGAGGGCAAGGUGGACUUCAGCCGGGUGCCCGAGGACUGGACGGAGAAGAAGAACCCUGAGAGCAGGUGGGAGCCGACGUUGAAGAAGCUGGAGGUCAGAGCUGCGGAGGCGAGGAGGGCUUUGAGGGAGAUUGCGGGCGUCGAGGGGGAUGCGCAGAUUGUCGUUGUCACUCACGGCGGUUUCUUGCACUUUUUGACAAACGACUUUCACGGAGUCCCUGCUGGCAAAGCGACUGGGUGGGAGAACACGGAGUACAGAUCGUACAACUUUGCCGACAGCACCGGCAAGGACGAGAAGGCCCUGUUGACCGAGACGCAGGAGAGCUGGAAUCGUCGCCAAGGCGAGAAGACUCGUCCUACGCCUGAGGAGCAGGCUGAGCUGCAGCGGGUGUUCUACAGAGACAUGGAGCCGUACCUGAAGUACACUGCCGAGAGAGGCUGGAUGCAGUAG